This is a messenger RNA of Aspergillus tubingensis, 645 nucleotides long. RefSeq names its product putative para-hydroxybenzoate-polyprenyltransferase Coq2. The record is from RefSeq and is a predicted model, not a curated record. The transcript is spliced from 2 exons. The coding region runs from base 1 to 645 and encodes 214 amino acids. NCBI's taxonomy places the organism in Eukaryota, Fungi, Ascomycota, Eurotiomycetes, Eurotiales, Aspergillaceae. Gene Ontology annotation, molecular function: 4-hydroxybenzoate polyprenyltransferase activity. Gene Ontology annotation, cellular component: mitochondrial inner membrane. Gene Ontology annotation, biological process: ubiquinone biosynthetic process.
AUGUCGAACGCACGAAAUUCCGCCCAAUCGCAAGAGGAGCAAUCCCUCCUGGUAAAGCGGUGCUGUUUACAGGUACCCAGUUACUGGCAGGACUUGGUGUUCUUCUUCAAUUUCCGUAUCAAUGCCUUUGCUGUGCUGGGCCUUACUUUCUCAUGGGGUGCGAUUAUGGGCUUCCCUGCGCUGGGUAUCGAUCUCCUCCAUAAUAGCGCCGCACUGGAAGCUGCUGCUGCGCUUUACGCUAGUUGUGUAACCUGGACGGUCCUGUAUGACAUGAUAUAUGCGCAUAUGGACAUUAAAGAUGACGUUGCGGCUGGCAUUAAGUCUAUUGCCCUUCGUCAUGAAAAGAACACGAAAGCUGUGCUUUCAGCUCUCGCCGCCGUCCAGGUGCCAUUACUCGCCGCUGCAGGUGUAGCAGCGGGAAGCGGGCCUAUCUUCUUCAUCGGCAGUUGUGGCAGUGCAGCUGUCACCCUCGGUCUCAUGAUCUGGAAAGUUCAGUUAAAAAACGUACAGAACUGCUGGUGGUGGUUUAAGAAUGGUUGCUUGCUCACCGGUGGAGGCAUUACCCUGGGAAUGUUCCUUGACUAUGUCGCGAAAAUCACUGGGUUUUAUGAUCCGGACGAGGAGCCGGUUUCCCUGGAGAGCUGA